UUCACUUCUAUUGUGGGAAAGCGAAGGUUCAGUUUUACUCUGUCUUAAGUUUCUGAAAUAUAGAAUAAGCCAGGACAUCGAUUUAGGUCCAAGUACCUACGAUAUGGACCGCACACCAGGUCACGUGAGUGAGGACUUUCUCACGUGCGCUCUUUGUCAUGACGAAUAUACGGACCCGCGUGAGUUGCCAUGUCUUCACGCGUUCUGUAAGUCAUGUAUUUCCGAUCACAUGACCAAGGCCACCAAAGGCCAGAGAGCGCCAAAGUCAUUCGAUUGUCCCGUAUGUAAGCGUUACGUCGACGCGCCAGAUCCACACCAGCCCCCGACCGCUUGGUCGGACAUGCUUCCGGCAAGCCAUCUACUGACGAGCCUUAUGGACAGCGUCCGCCUUAGAAAUGACGUCAGCAAAUGCGAUCCUUGUUUUCGGCGGAAAGACAAAGUUAUCGCGGCUAAGUGGUGUAAGGAGUGCGCUGAAGCCCUCUGUGAGCAAUGCGUCUCUUUUCAUCGGUCCCUGAAGUAUUCGCAGAACCACACUCUGAUGGAUUUUGAAGAACUACGCCAGCAGCCAAUUAAGAACACCCUGCCGCGCCCACCAUGUCCGGAUCACGAGAACACCACGCUGGGGUUCUUUUGUGAGGAUCACCAAAAGGUGUGCUGUUCAUCCUGCGUCACCGUGGAUCACCGGAAGUGCUCCCAUGUCACCACGAGCGUCGACGCCGCCGCCAAGUAUCGAACCGAAGUGGACGUUUUGACUGAAAAACUACGUCAUCAGAACGGAUGGUCCGCUAGGAUUCUCGAGAAUCGACAACACAGCACGAAAUUGCUCGAUGACGCGGAGAGCCAGCUUAAAAGCCAGAUUGUCAGUAUCCGGUCACAGUUUGACGAGCUCCUACGGACCCAGGAAAAGAGAAUGCUUGAGGAACUCAAGAUGCUGAAAUCCAAAGAGAAACAACGCCACGAGAAAGAGAUCGCUAAAUGCGAGGAAAUGAUUUGCACCACUGGUAAUGCCUUGAAUAUUUUAAAGAACUCCACUCAGCACGGAACCGACUCUGACAUUCUUAUGUCCGUCAAUAGCGUCAAGAAAGAAGCUAGAAACUGCGAGAAAAACCUAUCCGAAAUUUCCCGCCAUCUUACGGAUAUCUUGCUGAUUUUCACACCAGAUCGACAACUGCAGCAGGUCCUAGGAACAUUGAAGGACAUCGGAAAGAUCUCGUUCACCCAUUCGCACGUGCAUGUGCAGCCGCCGUACAACCUUAACGUCCAAAACAUGACGAUCGAGUCGGAACCGGAAUCUGAACGCUACACCCCGGAAUCUCCGACAGUCCACGAAAAGGAGAAAACCAAACGCCUAAUGAUCGACGAAACCCCGCGCUCCUCACGUAUGUCUCAAGUCUCCCGCUCAAACUCCCGCCGCUCCAGACAGUCUCCCGUCCGUCAAUCGCCAAUCAUCAACUCUUCCCGCCAUUCUUCGAAUCUAAAUUCUUCCCGCCACUCUUCAAAUAUCAACAGUUCCCGCCAAAACUCGUCGACGAAGUUUCUCGACGACACGCCCCGAUCCAAGACAUCCAAACACUCUGAUAUAUUCCAUGCGACUAUUGACGCCAUCGAAGAUGAGGGCCGCCCACGGACGAACUCCCGCCUUCUCUCCCCCAUGACCCCUAUAGGCCGGUCAUCGGAUAGGAAGGUCAUCGCCAAUCCCGCAGGACUAGAGUUCUUCUUCAAGGCGCGCACAGCUCAGGACCGCGAGAACUGCAUCCUGACAGGCGCCACUUACUUAAUGGACGGCCGUAUAAUAUUGGUCGAUCAGAUGCUCCGGAAGUUAAAACUCUUCGAUCAGAACUACCACUGGGUCGGCGAGAAGGUGCUUCCGGCCCGUCCGUAUGACGUCGCCAACGUCACUGAGAAUGAGAUUGCCGUCACGUUCCCCAGAGAAAAGAGGAUACAAGUGUUUGCAGUUCGUCAGACGGACUUUCUCCCGACAUUUACCAUCAACACCGGCGCCAAAUGCUGGGGACUGGCUUACAACGCCACCUUCAAACGAUUCGCAGUCUGCUGUUACACUCAACCCCCCUGUAUAAAGAUCUUCUCUCGGAGUGAUGGGAGGGAAAUAAAGUCACUUGCACGUGACAGAACCGGUGUUGAGCUGUUUUUCUUCCCCGACUACGUUGCUAUGGACACCGCUGGGCGAAACCUGUUCGUCUCGGACAAGUACAAGAAGUCUGUGAUCGGUCUGACUAUGGACGGCGAAAAGCGUUGGGAGUGCAGCUACCACGGCCUCAAGAACCCCCGCGGCAUUUGUGUCGUUGGGCCACGCGUGUACGUCGCCGGAUGUCGCUCACACAGCGUUGUUCUACUGUCGACAGAGGGCGAGAUCGUGGGUGAGGUGAUUGUGGAGGGCAUCUCAUUCCCCAACAAGAUAUGCCUGUCCCCGCACGCCGACCGCCUCCUGGUCACCCAGUUCCAGGGCACACUCAUUGAUAUCGAGCGAAACACUGUGAAGAUAUUCAGGCUCGAUUAGAUAACCGUCGUUUGAUUAAAACAAAUAUUUAUUAUGGCAUUGAUCAGUAUUAUCGGCCUGUAUGUUCCUGCACAUAACCGCCUCUUCGUCAUUCAGUUCCAGCUAAAGCACCCUCAUACCCUAAUUGCCAUCCAGAUGAAUAUGGUCAAAAUCUAGCCUCCUGCCUGAAACUAAACACCUCCAUGAUCUUGAUGCAGAUUAACUGACAAUAUAUCGAUUUAAAACAAUUGUGCGUGUGCGUGCGUGCGUGCGUGCGUGUGUGUGUGUGUGUGUGUUUUUUAUAUACUAUCGGUAUUAUAAAUUUUGAUAUCCCCGCACGCCAGCCACUUGCUGGUCUACCAGUUUCCGGGGCACCUUCAUCGUCAUCGGAGAGUUUACCACUGUCAUCUGAACAAGUUCAUGCCUCCCGACUAGCAAGCAAUGUUUGAAUUUGAAUGCUACUUGAACCGUAUAUAAAAUGCAAAGUGUGCAAAUUCGAGUACACAGCCGAAAAAGUGUGUCAAACACAAUUGUGAAUGAUUGCUGAACAAAAUAUUUUCUUAAUGAACCCUUGAUAUGCUUGUAUAUCUUAUGGACACGUGCAAAACGUACUUUUUGGUACUUUUUUUUAGUUUUUCUUUGUGUUCUUCGACCGACCAAAUAGUGUAUCGAAUGACGGCUCAACGAACAUUUGUUAUAUUAUGAAUCAUUUAUGUAAUUGUCCAAGGUCAAAGUUAUGUUAUGAAACAGGAAAGUCGAACUAGUAUGGAUUGAAGGAAAACAAACACCGUUUGAAUGAAAAACGGGCAUUUAUUAAAAUGCCAUAAAUAUUGCUGAUUUAUUACAAAGGUAAUUUAGAAAAGUUUUCCGAAAAACAUAUCUGGUCCACGAAUCAUUUAUAUGUGUAUAUGUUUAAUGCAAACAUACAGAACGUAAUUGUAUUUGGUGAUUUUUAGAGUUUUCUUUCAAGAAAUAGUUUUUAUCUAACCUACUAGUUAAAUAUUUUGUUAUUCUUGUACAUGUUUGCAUCAUUUUGUCCUCACGAUGUAAUCUAAAGCUGCACUCUCACAACUUUUUUUAUUUUUUGUCUUGGAACGAGCCAAUUUUUGCGAAAAUCCAUGGAAACCAGUUAUAUAACAUUGCUGAAAAAAAUUAGAUCGCAGAUUUUUAUAUUUAAGUUAAAAAAAUGAUGUUGUAUGCAUUUUUGUCAAACCGUUGGUAACGGUUUAAGCCAUAAAACAUUAAUUUUCGAACGAAAAUAUGAAAAUCUACAAUCUGAAUUUUUGUCAGCAAUAAUACAUCUGUGGUUUGCAGAUAUUUACGCAAAAGAUGCUCUUUCCAAGACAAAAAAAAAAGUUGUAAAAAUGGUAUAUCUGUGUGAGUGCAACUUUAAGUCUAAUAAAUAUUAUGUUCUGUUCUGUUCUGUUCUGUUAAAUGGGAGAGUGUGCGGAAAGUGAGAGCACGUCUAUAGAUGAUCAUUGCAGUGGUGUAAUGAUUCUGUGGUUGUAUGCCAAUCUUACUUAUACCAAAUAUGUGCAUUGAAUGACAUGUUAUAACAGUAAAGGUUAUAUAUAUACAUUUAAUGACACAGAGCGUAUUUUUAUUUGGUGACUUUUGGUGUUGUUGUUUUAUACAAGAAAUAGUUAGUGUCUUGCCUACUGGUAAAAUGUGAGUAUUUUAUUUGGUGAUUUCAUUGAUGUUUUUUCUUCAAGAAAUAGUUCGUGUCUCACCUACACGUGAUAUAGGAAAGUGUGUGUAUUAUAAUAGCACGUGUUUUUUUCAUUGUAACUGUGAUAUAAUUCUGUGAUUUUUUUUGGUAACAAAAUGUUUGUGUUCUUUUAUAGACAAGUGUUGAUAAAAAGAUAAAAACGUAUUACGUAAAAUUUCAAAUAUUUAAUCUUUCUUUUCAUUAACAUAAUGCAUAUUUUAUUUUAGCUAUAAUUGUGAUGUGUAAAUAAAAUUA
Messenger RNA from Mya arenaria, 4460 nucleotides. Its product is annotated as E3 ubiquitin-protein ligase TRIM33-like. The record is from RefSeq and is a predicted model, not a curated record. The transcript has 6 exons. Gene Ontology annotation, molecular function: zinc ion binding; ubiquitin-protein transferase activity. NCBI's taxonomy places the organism in Eukaryota, Metazoa, Mollusca, Bivalvia, Myida, Myidae. Gene Ontology annotation, cellular component: chromatin; nucleoplasm. Gene Ontology annotation, biological process: positive regulation of DNA-templated transcription. Bases 104 to 2518 code for a protein of 804 amino acids.